AUGACUGAGAUCCGCAUGUCGCUUGAUCAGCUAGCGGAAGCACUAGGGGACGAGGAAGAAGAGGACGACGGCCUAGAGGACGAUGACGAAAGCAUCGUGCAUGUGAAUGACGACCAGGUUGCAGACACCCAGGCGAUGAUUCAGGAGAUGGAAAUCAAGGAAGACGACGUCGACAUGGACAGUGGUGAUGAGGAUGCUGCUGCCAAUCGCGCGAGCCAUGUCCAGAUCCAGCCCGUCAAAGAGCCGUUGCCUAGUACUAAGAAGUAUAAACCGCCUCAUCUGAGGCCAUGGUCGAUGGUCGACCCGACCUACGCUCGACACCGUCCUCCCGCAGUCUCCGCGCCCAAGCCUCCUCCUACAGCCUCCGCGCAAAACAUUCCUUCUGCGACCUCCAGGCCGAGUGGAAGGAUCUGUCACGCACUAAGUAGCCGAUGCAAUGGCUCGAGGAAGUGUGUUAGGAGUGGUACAGGAUACAAAAGUCACAAUGGUGACGAGGACAUGCAUGUAUUGAGGGCCGAUGCCCCUGCAGGUAAUGCCUGA
This is a messenger RNA of Bipolaris zeicola 26-R-13, 540 nucleotides long. RefSeq lists its product as uncharacterized. NCBI's taxonomy places the organism in Eukaryota, Fungi, Ascomycota, Dothideomycetes, Pleosporales, Pleosporaceae. The record is from RefSeq and is a predicted model, not a curated record. Bases 1 to 540 code for a protein of 179 amino acids. The transcript is spliced from 3 exons.